UAGCAUUUUACAUAAGUUUUUUCUCGUGUACAGAACCUAUAAACAUCACUUCCCCCACUCACUCACACACACUCUCUCUCUCUCUCUGCACAAUCAAGGCAAAUGGGUUACCCCUAUGGUUCCACGGAGUUCCGCCUCCCAAACCUACUCCUCCACACCCUCCUCCUCCCGGGUCUCAUCGGCCACCUCAUCUCCUCCCUCUUCCACCCUCUCGGUCUUUCCCAUUACCUCCUCAACCCACAAACCCCUUCUUCACCCGCCCGACCCAACUCCCUCUCGGAUCUGAACCCCCGUUCCCUAUCCCGGUUCCAAGACCUACUACUCCCUGUGAUGAAGUUCUCGGACCUGGUGGCGGACCACCCCCUGCCGCUGCCGCCGGAGGACUGCGCCGUGUGCCUGUGCGCUUUCGACGGUAGCGACGAGGUCCAGCGGCUGACGAAUUGCCUGCACAUUUUCCACCGGAGCUGUCUUGACCCGUGGAUGGACGAAGAAUUGUUCAUUGCUCCUGGAGCAUCAUCACAUGAUUUACUCAGUUCAUUUUCUACCACACAUUGUGGUCGGCCCAGGAUUUGUCCCCUUUGUCGGGCUCCACUUGUGCCCAGCUAGGUGUCGCAGGGACUAAUGGUACGCUCAAAACUUUAAAACACAGUUACGGACCCAACUGUGUUGAUUAAUCAUUGAAAAGAGUUUUCUUUUUGUUCAUUAAUCAAUGCACAGCAAACAGUGUGUUAUUUGUUUCGAUCCAAUUCUCUUAAAUGCUAUAUUACUCUCUCUUUUUUCUUU
Rhododendron vialii is the source of this 783-nucleotide messenger RNA. Its product is annotated as brassinosteroid-responsive RING protein 1-like. The record is from RefSeq and is a predicted model, not a curated record. Gene Ontology annotation, biological process: protein ubiquitination. NCBI's taxonomy places the organism in Eukaryota, Viridiplantae, Streptophyta, Magnoliopsida, Ericales, Ericaceae. Bases 103 to 606 code for a protein of 167 amino acids. The transcript has a single exon. Gene Ontology annotation, molecular function: ubiquitin protein ligase activity.